This is a messenger RNA of Scomber japonicus (chub mackerel), 1713 nucleotides long. RefSeq names its product palmitoyltransferase ZDHHC23-A-like. Gene Ontology annotation, molecular function: small molecule binding; palmitoyltransferase activity. The record is from RefSeq and is a predicted model, not a curated record. The transcript is spliced from 9 exons. NCBI's taxonomy places the organism in Eukaryota, Metazoa, Chordata, Actinopteri, Scombriformes, Scombridae. Bases 1 to 1617 code for a protein of 538 amino acids.
AUGAAAUGGGAGAAGUUAAAGCCUCCAGAGCCAGAUGAUCCUAUGUGUUGCUGUGAGUGUGAUUGCUACCAGUGCGGAUGUUGCUGUGACUGUGAAGAUCUGGAUGAAGCCUUUAACAGGUGGCUGAAAGACAAACCACCUAAAAGUGCAUGUCGGUCUCCUGUGCUUGGGGCCAUGAUUGACAACUUGGAGAUCUCCAUGAUCCCGGCACUGGUGCUGCUGCCUCUCCUGCUGCGGAUUGCAGCGCUGCACUACACUCUGGGUGUCAUCAUCCUGACAGCCAUGCCCAGCCUGGUGCUCUGGUAUUACUACGCCACUCACCGAAAAAAGAAGCGCACCCUCUUCUUCCUCACCCUUUCUCUCUACUCUCUGGCCUACAUGUAUUACAUCUUCAUCACAGAGAUUAUACCUCGUGGGGACACCAGCCAGCUGCAGGUGUGCACUGUGACAGCCGGAGUGAUUCUUACUGUUGUCUCUCUUAUUCACACCAAAAGGGGCCCCGGAUUUGUGACGACCACCCAGCAUAAAGCACAUAGUGACAGUCAGAAGCCCAACAAGGACUCCCCAAAGCUUAAUGGAUCUAUCCAAUCAGCAGUGUUCUCUUCAGGACCAGAGGCUGAAUCACAGACAGUAAAAGAGGCCCUGACAGCUAAAUGGAGCAGGUGUCCUGUGUGCAAAAUAAUGCGACCCCCGCGGGCAGGACACUGUCGUACCUGUAGAUCCUGUGUCCAUCGUCUGGACCAUCACUGCAUCUGGAUAAACAGCUGUGUUGGACUGGCAAACCAUCGGAGUUUCGUGCUGACCCUUUCUGUGUUCGUGUUGACCUCUCUGUAUGGGAUCAGUUUGGUGCUGUGCAGCCUCUGUCCUCGACCGUAUCUAAUGACGGCUCUCUUCUACUGCCCUGGCGUCUACAGUCAGUCUAGCACAGCACUUUGCUUCACCUGUGCUUGGUACAGCAGCAUCGUCACAGGGGGAUUGCUUUACCUGUUGGUGGUACAAGUUCUGAAUAUCAGCUUCAAUGUGACGGAGCGGGAGGUUCAGCUGGCUCUGAGGAACAAAACAGGCCAGAGCCGCCUGUGUGGACUUGCCAUCCACACUGGAGAGUAUUCACGUGGCUUCUACCAGAAUUGGGUUGAGUUUCUCACCAUGGCAGAUGCCUCUAUGGGAGGGAAGUGGUACCUGGUUGGAUUUGCCACUAACGCCCAAUGGUUUGUUAGCCGCAAAGCCAGCAUGAAAAUGGGCACAGCCAUGCUCACCCCAACUGCUGACGGGGACUUGGACAUGUCAUAUUCCAGCCUCAACUCCGACGGCUCCUGUUGGAGAAUGAACAACCUGGCCAAGAAGUCUGAUAUGCCUGGAAAGUUCACAUACACAAGUGAGCGCUGGGGGAAUGAGAAUGACAUGCGCAUGGUCGAAGUCAAGUACAAUGAGUAUGCCCUGACUCACACCAUCAAGACCAAGGGGGGUGAUCCUACUGUUGUCAACAAACUAUAUGGCAGAACAGUGGACCUGAGCGCUGAUCUGCUGGAGAAGUUCAGACAGUUCUCCUUGGAGAUGGGCAUCCUGCCAGAAAAUAUUGCUUUCCUUCCCAAAAAUGCUGAGUGCCCAGCUGCCUAAUUCUCUGCCAGCUAUGCCGUUUGAAGACCUUGAGUGUCCUUUGUGAACAUUUUACAUCCAUCAAGGGUUCACUUCUAUGCAUGGAUUUUUUUUUUU